Messenger RNA from Phialemonium atrogriseum, 1425 nucleotides. RefSeq lists its product as uncharacterized. Lineage: Eukaryota; Fungi; Ascomycota; Sordariomycetes; Cephalothecales; Cephalothecaceae. The coding region runs from base 1 to 1425 and encodes 474 amino acids. The record is from RefSeq and is a predicted model, not a curated record. The transcript has a single exon.
AUGUCCUUCAUCCAAGACCCCCGCCUGCGCCAGCGCUGGAACCAGCUCUCGCAUAAUGCCGAGGCGGCGACCGAGAACGCCGCGGCGGGCAUCUGGAACUUCCAGCACCGGUACGUAAGCCCCUGCCUCGCGUCCGUCGCCGACAGCCUCGACGGCUGCGCGGCCCUGUGCCUGGGCGGCGGCCGCGACGAGCGAGCCCGCCGCGCCCGCGAGCGCGACCGCGGUGCCCGGAGGGGCCGCGCCGAGGCCGUCUUCGACUUCUACGACGACUGGGACGACGACGACCUCGGCGUCAUCGGCGGCGGCGGCGAUGGCGGCGGCGGCGGCGGCGGCUAUGGUGAUGGCGACGAUCUAGAUGGUGGUGGCGAGGGAGGUGGGUUGUGGGGAAGGUGGGCCGGUGGGCGGGCGGAGGAUUGGGAUAGGCUGUUGGCGGGCACGGGGGCCGGGCGCGGGAGGCACUCGGCCGGGGUCGGGGCGGGGGAUGUGGUGGAACAGCCGAGGCGGAAGAGGGGGAUGAGUUACGGGACGAGGGGCACGAGGAGGAAGGCGAGCGGGCAGGAGGACCCGACUAUAAUACCUAGCACGACACCAUUGGGCUUCCUCGGCCGCCUGCCGUUCAAGAUCGGCGGCACGCUGAGGUACAAGCCCUCGGCGGCGAACCUGAGAGAUCACCCGGGAGCGCCGGUGCACCACCGGCCCGAGGAGGCUGAUCCCCUGCUGGGGACGGCGGGUGAUGACGGGGAGGGGCGCCUCAAGCGAUCGCCGCCGCUUAGGGCGCGGAGCAAUACGGCCGGAUCUGGGGGUACUUCGGACUCGUACCGCUCGAGGAACGAUCUGUUCCCGAGCGAUGGGGAGGGUGACGAAGACGCAAUACCGCUGGAUGAUGAGUUCGACGUGGCCCUGGAUCGCGUAGACGACCGCGGUAGCAGCAAGACGAGGAGCAGUAAGGGGAAGCGACGGGCAGACGGACCCAUGUCGCGGACCGUGUCCAGGUCGACGGUGUCUUCGUCGCAAACGGCGGGGGGUUCCAUAAGGGAGAGGGCCAGCUCAACGUCAAUACACGCGAUGGGGGAGCCGAAAGCACCACCGUCGCUAGAAGACCUCCGGAGGGAAGAGGAGGAGGCUCGCCGGGAAGAGGACGCGGAGCUAGAGAGGAGAAGGCGCGCGGCAUCUCGGCUGGCGCUGGAACGCGGCCUGAGUAGGGACAACCUGAUUACGGGUUCUGUGCCGGAGACCAGGGCAGAGCUGGUCCGGGUUCACGACAUGCCGCAACCAUCCAUCGCAGAACCGGGUGAUAUCGACGACGAAGAGCUGGACCUGGAAGAUCCCCACAACGCUGGACCUCCCGAGGUGGAUCGCAUUCCUGGCGCACCGGUGCCAAGCAACGAUCGAUUUGUUCCCGCCCGGCUGCCUCAUUUCAGGUAG